Thecamonas trahens ATCC 50062 is the source of this 2073-nucleotide messenger RNA. RefSeq names its product calmodulin. The transcript is spliced from 2 exons. The record is from RefSeq and is a predicted model, not a curated record. Lineage: Eukaryota; Apusomonadida; Apusomonadidae. The coding region runs from base 1 to 2073 and encodes 690 amino acids. Gene Ontology annotation, molecular function: calcium ion binding.
AUGUCGACUGUGUGGGAAAUUCCCUCUGUCCACUCUCCGCCGCUCCUUCUCCUCUCACUCGUCCCUGCCUGUCUCGAGUCGAGUUACGGCGCGGCGGCAGACGACGGGUGCUCAACUCGACAGGAGAUGGCUGGCGAGGAGAUGGAGAGCGGACGGCGAGCUGCGCUGCAACGACGGACUGUUCUUGUGGUUCUCUCUGUUCUUGUGGUUCUCACCAUUACCUUUGAACUGCUCAAGAUCAAGCUCGAGGAACUCGCAGAGGGUCCCAUGGAGCCGCUGAUGGACUCGAUGUGGAAGGAGCUGACCAUCAUGGGCUUCAUCGGCCUCAUCUCGUUCCUCGCCUCAAAGUCGGGCGCCUUGCGUGGUCUCUCUUGCCAGCUGUAUGGCGAUGCAGAGACGGUGGCUGAAGACGUCGAGGCCAUCCACAUGCUCCUCUUCCUCGUCAUGUGCAUCUUCCUCCUCCUCGUCGUCCUCCUCGUCGUCCUCGGCAAGAAGGUCCAGGCCAACUGGGCUCGCCUCGAGGCUGACUGCGCCGACAAGGCAGCCGUCGUCACCCGCGCCCUGGGCCCGACCUCGAAAGGCGACCGCCGCUCCCGGCUCACAUGCUCUCUGACGCUCGCCGGCUUGCAGGCUACCGGCAAGAUCGAGGCGCUCGAGUACCUCCUCCUCCGCGAGAUGUUUGUCCAUCCCUGGGAGGAGGCCGCGCCCGACUUGCCUGACGACUUUGAGUUUGCCCGCUAUCUCACGCUUUGCCUCGGCGAGGAGCUCGGCGAGAUCGUCGAUGUCCAUUGGCUCACCUGGGCCUUUCUCGAGCUCAUCUUUGUCGCCAUCUACUUUGGCUUUGCGCUCUCGGCUCCGCUCAAGGUUGUCGCCUAUCUCGGCGCGGGCUACCUGGCCUGCGGCGCGCUGCUCAUCAUCCGCUUCAAGCUGGCGCGGAUCCGGACAAGCCUGCUCCCGCCCGACGUGCUCAAUGCCGACGUGAACGAGCUUGCCCCCGAGCUGGGCCUCGACCGCGACGAGUCGGGCGCGCUGGCCGAGGUUGUCCGCCCGCACGGCGCGCCGCGGCCCAGACGGGCCCGCCUCCAACCAGGCUAUCUGGCAGCGCCAGCGCGCGCAGGAUGCAUGCCGUGGUUGCCGCGGCUCUUUGGCGUCGCCAACCGUCAUGAGCGGCUGUUCUGGUUCGGCGCCGGUGGCCCGCGGUUCGUCUUUGGCUGCAUCCAGAUGUCGCUCCUUGUCGUCGCGCUCUACGUAGCCAUCUUUGGCUUUUACAUCUCGCGAGUCAUCCUCUCGCUUGAGCUUGGUGGAGUCUGGAAGGGCUGUUUGUUUGUUGUCGGCGCCGUGCCAGUGGUGGCCGUCGUCGGCGAGCUCCUCCCGGCCAUCAUCACCCGCCACAUCGAGGUCUGCAACGUCGAGAUGCUCAAGGACAAGCAGCUGAUGGUCGAGGUCGAGCGCCACAUGAAGACCGUCAAGUCGCUCGCCGCUCUACGGCUGCUCAACAUGGCCACUUUUUGCACUCAGUUCCGCAACCUGCAGUCCGAGGCCGGCGGCCCGCUGCCGACGGCGGCGGCCUCGGUCAACGCCCGCCCAAGUGCCGGCGCGUCCGAGGACGCACCGCUGCUGGCGCCUGACGACGAGCGCCUGGCGCUCAUGCGGGAGAUGUUCGAGACGUUCGACUCGGACUCGUCGGGCGAGAUCUCGCUCACCGAGCUCUCGGCCCUGCUGCGCUCGCUCGGCUUUGCCGCCGACGACGAGCUGGUCACCUUUAUGGGCCAGGCUGUCGACGUCGACGGCUCGGGCGACAUCGACUUUGACGAGUUCUGCCUCCUCAUCGAGGGCUACCACCGCAUGCAGAGCAUGUCCAUCGACGAGUCCAUCACAGCCCUCUUUGAGCUCUUUGACAAGGACUCAUCUGGCUCCAUCUCGGUCGCAGAGUUCUCCGACGUCCUCAACUCGAUCUCCUCGCUCUUCUCCGAGCACGACAUCAAGGAGCUGGUUGUUGAAGUCGACACCAACGCUGACGGCAUCAUCGACAUGAACGAGUUUGCCGUCUGGGUCCGCGCCCACUCAAAGUAG